AAGAGGAAAGAGAUAGCAGACGCGCUCGAAUCAUCCGUGGGUAGGGAUGCGGCGUUGCCUUUCUUGAAUAUUUACGUCAAAACUAGGCCCCCAGGACACAGCUGAUCGCGUCGAUCAGCCCACGCCCAGACUGACCAUGUCGGACAAAACGGCCCUGCGAUCACCGAACUUUCUGCUGAAAUCCUUCUUCGCUGGAGGUGUUGCUGGCAUGUGUGCAAAGACGACGGUAGCUCCCCUGGACAGGAUUAAAAUACUGCUGCAGGCACACAGCUGCCACUACAAGCACUACGGAGUCUUCUCGGGGCUCAAAGGCAUAGUGCAGAAGGAGCAGUUCUUGGGGCUGUACAAAGGCAACGGAGCCCAGAUGGUCCGCAUCUUCCCCUACGCCGCCGUCCAGUUCCUCUCCUUCGAAGCCUACAAACGGGUAAUCCGAAACUCCUUUGGAAACACGUCGCACGCGAGCAAGUUUGUGGCCGGAUCCUGUGCAGGGGUCACGGCAGCUGUCACCACCUAUCCUUUAGACAUGGUCAGGGCCAGGCUGGCGUUUCAAGUGAAUGGCCAGCACGUCUAUUCUGGGAUCGUCCACACCGUGACCUCCAUCGUCAGGACGGAAGGGGGCGUGAGGGCUCUGUACAAGGGCCUCGCACCCACGGUGCUCGGAAUGGUGCCUUAUGCCGGGCUGUCCUUUUACGUCUUUGAGCGCCUCAAGGCCCUCUGCCUGGAGACGUUCCCCACCAGCUGUGGCCGCCCCUACCCCGGCAACACCGGGAACAUUGUGCUCAUUGUGCCCGCCAAGCUGCUCUGUGGCGGCCUGGCCGGAGCCAUCGCCCAGACAGUUUCUUACCCACUGGACGUGGCCAGGAGAAAUAUGCAGCUCAGCAUGAUGUAUCCAGAGAUGAACAAGUUCAGCAAGGGACUGCUGAGCACGCUGGCCCUGACGUUCCGCGAGCACGGAGUGUCCAAGGGCCUGUACCGGGGCAUGACCGUCAACUACGUCCGGGCCAUCCCCAUGGUGGCCGUCUCCUUCUCCACCUACGAAGUCAUGAAGCAGCUCCUUGGUCUGGACACCGGCCUCGACUCCUGAGGGCCCGGCAGUCCUACAAGUCCCACUCCUCUCGGCGCAACGUUCCCGCAGUCUGAGGGCGCCGUUACCUCGGCUGGCGGACUUGCCGCUUUUCUUUUUCUCUUAGUAAUUUUUUUUGCAUUUUUAAUGUUGGGCCGGUUUGUUGCACCUUGUCCAUCCUUGACUGCCAGAAAUGGAGGACCCCCUAACUGCCGACACGACGAGAAUGGCGGGGCAUCUUUUUCCGAGGCUUCCGGAAUGCACUCCUGUGCAUGCACACUUGGGACUCUCAGGAUUCCGAAGUAUUAUCGAAGCUAGGAAGCUCUUGCUGGAAUAGGAAGCUCUUGCUGGAAGCGCGACAACUGAAGGCUCUUUUUGCUGUCUUCAUCCCGUCGGCGACUACGGCUGCGUUUCAGAAAAGGGAUGUCUUCCCUCAACGACCGUCUUUUCACAUUCGAGAUUUUAGGAGGCCGUCCCCGUCACCUCGAACGUCGGCCACAUUGUUAGGGCAGUGGCAACUCCGGCAGCCGUACAAAAAGCUCUUAACAGAUCUGUUUCUCUGGAGUUCCUCCCCAUUUUCACAUUCUUUCCUUUCCUUUUGUUGCAUUUUUAUGUGUAUUGCCUUAUUUUGGUUGAAAGCAGAGAGCAAGAAUGCAUUAAUGUUAAUCAGUGGUGUUGAAUAUACUGCAGUAGGCAGUUUUCAAAGUUUGUUCCCAGAAACAAACUUCGAGAACGGCGAGAGUUGAAAGCCUGCGAGCAUUAUUUUAACAUCACACGGAAUGUUUUUCGACGCCUUCUUAUCUAUGCCUCUUGAAUUUGUUGCUUUAUAAUGCAUUGUGAUCUUUUGCAUAAAUUCUCAUCUGUCGCGAGCACUCGUGCUUUGCGUUGGAAUGUUUUUACCUGCACAAAAAAUGACAAAAUAUUUGAGACUGAAUUGGGCUUUCGAGACAAUGUCGGCUACCUUCACACUCUGAUAAUGAAUACUUGCAUGUACUAAUGUCUUAAUUAUUGGAGGAACAAUUAUGUUCUGUCCACUGUUUGUUUCACAAGCUCCAAAUCUAUGUACUUCUGCAUUUUUUGCGGGGGGAAGUCAUCUAUGUACCUGGAAACUUUUAUAACUGUACUCGGGAGAGUGCAUUAUGCCGCACUAGGACAAACGUUUCUGUUGUAUAGCAUUUUUUUUCAGGAAAGACCAGUUGGCGUAAUAAUGUAAUACUUUUUUUAUUGUUCACUCAGGCAUACUUGUGUUAAAUACUAAGCUGACUUGCUUCUGUAAAAAAAGCAAUGCUGUACAGACUAAUAUAUAUAUAUGUUUGAGCUUGUACAAGGUUUAGGAUGUACAGUGCAUUAUAAACAUCCAAAUAACCAUUGAAAGUUGCAUAAAAUAAAAACGGUGAGUGUUCAUCACCAAGCAAGUGCACACUUAGAUAUAAAUUACUAACUCGUUUACCAGAUAAAAUGAACUGUUAUUUAUAUUGGGCGUUUUGCCCGGUAUAAAGAGCAGCACUAUCCGUUUUGUACAAUAACCAGAGCAUUUAGGAACAGAGAUGCAAUAAAUAUUUUUUGGAGAACACUCGUGACCUGCUGUUGAACCCUGCCUUUUUCCAGCCAAAGCUAAUAAACACAAAAAAGCGCCGUGUUGCCAAGUCUUUGAGAUCGAGCGACAACAGUGAUAUUCAAAGUCAAUGGCUAGGUCAUUUCUGAAGUAUCUUUGGCUUGUCCUACCAAGCUGCUCAAUUUGGGCCUCAGCUCUUGGCUUCUAAGAAUGCGUGGCAGGACCAUCCCACUUGAGGUCUUUAGAUAAAUAUGAGAUAAACCUUAACAAUAUUUGACAAAAACGGCUUGCAGGACGUGCCUGACCAUCCACUGAAGAAACCUUAAUCUUUUACAAACUUCACAUCCCAAGUUUCUAGGGCAGCUUCCUCACAUGAAAGGCACUUUCUUUGGGCUAUGCUGUUUUUGGAGCCAAACCCCCUGCCUCCUCCUUGUAACGUCAUGUGCAAAACAAGCUGUUUAAGCCAGGUGACUGCAAGUUUUAAAAAAGGCGACAAGAAGACUAGGUAACUUUUCUGGAGGUGGGAGUGGUGAUGGUAAGAAAUGUUGGCGUCUCCAGACUAACGGGGUUCCAGCAAAAGAAUCGUUCAAGAGUCUCGGAGCUUUUAGCAGCAAGCUGAGACAUUUUCAAGGACCCAACUACCACAGCACUUCCUCUUUUUUAAAGGAUACUAUAGCACAUGACAAUGACGAGGACAUCUUCCCGAAGUGGCGUUUAAGUGCAAACUUUAAAAUACCUCCUGUAGUUUCUUUUACUAUUCUCACUAAUGCUUAGCAGUUUCUGUGUUCCAUAUUUUCCUGAUGCUCCAACAUCACAGUAGUACAGGCAACACGACUCGCUACCUCGCCGUGUUUUCAGCACGCGUCCACCAAAAUGUCAAACUGUCGACCGCGGCUCCAAGUUUCGUUCCUUCGUUCCUCGUCAACAAAACGCCUUAUUGAAUCAAAUUCGAAAAUUUUGAGAAAGUCCGAGAACCUGUGGAAACCCCGAUAAAGAUAGGAAAACGCAAAGUUUUGGAGAAAUUGGCAAAGGAGAAAACCGUAAAAAAAAAAAAAAAAGAACCGUUAACAGGCCCA
Messenger RNA from Ixodes scapularis (black-legged tick), 3694 nucleotides. Its product is annotated as graves disease carrier protein. The record is from RefSeq and is a predicted model, not a curated record. NCBI's taxonomy places the organism in Eukaryota, Metazoa, Arthropoda, Arachnida, Ixodida, Ixodidae. Gene Ontology annotation, biological process: transmembrane transport. The transcript has 9 exons. Gene Ontology annotation, cellular component: mitochondrial inner membrane. Bases 137 to 1084 code for a protein of 315 amino acids.